AUUGUAAAACGAAAUCAAAAUAAUAACAAACCAGAUAAAGUUAUAGAUUGGAAAAAUCGAAAAUUAAUCGAUCAGUCUAGACGAGAAGCAGAACUGCCCUUCGUACUGCACACAGUCAAACUCGACCGAUCACUUGAAUUGAGUGGUUAUCGCAUAAAACCCGCAGUGGCAUCCGCUAGUCGAAAUCAACUUUCGUUUGAUGAGAUAGGCCAGCUCAGUUUGGAAAGUGCCUCAGGUGUCAGCACCACUGGAAUUUCUUCCAACGCGAACACUUCGAACGACUCUCAGGCCUUAUCGCAAGUUAUUUGCUGUACCGGAAGGGGCAGAGUGGUAACGAAUUGUAAAAGUUCGGCUGUGGUAAACAACAAACGAGACCACAAAAUGUUGGACUUAGCCAACAGACCGAUGCCGAAUCAAAUCGGAUACCUGAUUAUGUCCGACAAUGGGGCCGUGCUCGCUUCGGGUGGCGAGAUGGAGAACGACGAAAGGAGUGCCAAUAUUAUCAGUGAACUAUUGACACUAACGGAAAGUGUUGAUCCUGAUGUAUUCAAAAAGCGCUCUUGCAAAAAAAUUUCCAUUGUGUACGAAGAGUACAGUUACACGAUUUGUCUUUCCAACAAAAAGAUAUACGUUGUUAAGCGUCAAAACCCAACAGGGGCAACCGGAGAAGCCGGAGCACUAGACACCAGAACGAUUCUGGCAUAAAGAAUACGUUAAGCGAUUUUUUUGAAGCGAUUGAUGUAAAUAUACAAGAAAUUCUCGAGCGGCAAAA
Molecule: messenger RNA, 772 nt
Organism: Toxorhynchites rutilus septentrionalis
Lineage: Eukaryota; Metazoa; Arthropoda; Insecta; Diptera; Culicidae
Gene: Lamtor4
Product: ragulator complex protein LAMTOR4 homolog
Exons: 3
Coding region: 382-705 (107 amino acids)
Biological process (GO): cellular response to amino acid stimulus; positive regulation of TOR signaling
Cellular component (GO): Ragulator complex; lysosome
Molecular function (GO): guanyl-nucleotide exchange factor activity
Source: RefSeq, a predicted model, not a curated record